Messenger RNA from Melanotaenia boesemani (Boeseman's rainbowfish), 4158 nucleotides. RefSeq lists its product as uncharacterized. The coding region runs from base 224 to 4048 and encodes 1274 amino acids. Lineage: Eukaryota; Metazoa; Chordata; Actinopteri; Atheriniformes; Melanotaeniidae. The record is from RefSeq and is a predicted model, not a curated record. The transcript has 23 exons.
AUGGUCCACACGUUCAGCGCUGCCGUGUCAGUUACAUUAUUAAUGAUGCCACAGAAACUAAACACGUCCGAGAAGCCAUAUGUCAUGAAAGAGAGAGAGAAGGAGGAAUACUGUAGCUACUUUCAAGGGUAUAUUAAGCGCAAGAGACCGUCUGUGGAUCGAAUCAACGUAAAACUAAUGUCGCCCUGCUGCAGGACCAGUUCAUAAACACAAGUAAGUGCUCAUGGAGGGAGAUACAGAGGAAUCAGAUGAGGAUGUUCAGGAAGAGGACAAGCCCACAGUGCUCUGGGAGAAAUGCAUUGAGCAGAGCAUCUUUGUUGACCUCAGUGAGGAUGAAAGUCUCCACCUCAGUGAUCUGGAGAGUUCUUUAGCUUUACAUUUAUCCCAAGCAGAAUCUACUGCCUCAGAGGCCAGCAUAAACCUUACUGGAAAUGCAGAGCUGUCAGAGCUGGAAGACACUUCCUCAGAGAGCAGCACUGUCAGCAGUAAGAGUGUGAAAGUUGAAAGCAAAUCUAAAAGUAGCAAAUUCUGUGUGUCUGUCCAAAGACCAAACACCAUGAAAAAUGAGCCACCCAUAAUGCAGGAGUGUGAGGACUCAGGACAAAACACAAGUGAUGAGGAUCAGGAGGAUCUACCCUAUGAUGGUGACCUCGGAAGCCCCUACUUCAACCAGACAGGUAGUUCUAUAGGAAACUCUGAUGGAGGACACACUGUUCAUGGUAGUCCUGAUCUUCCUGAUUUUCUUGAAUUGUUGCAAGAGGAUGCCAAAAAGGACAACUCUUUAAAAGCUUCUAAUUCUACUGAAGUAUCUCCACCAUACCUCAAUUCUGCACACAUUAACCAGUUGUUGCUGCGACACUUCUCCCAGGAGGAGUUGCUGCAAUCAAGUAGGUUGAUCGAAGCAGAGACUCUGCCGGAGGUGUCUCUGCUGGAGAGUGUGGACAACACUGUUUUAAGUUUGGCUCCAGCACACAACAGUACAGAAAUACACAGUGAUCACACAAAAAGCUCUGAUAAAAGGAGUAACUCGGCAUCAAAAUAUGAAAUUUUGGAGAUAAAGACGGAAAAGAAAAGAGAUCAUUUCACUUUAUCUGGUGAUGGCAACGAUGGAGGCAGCUCUGUAAGUUCAAACCAGAGCAGUAGAGAUAUCAGUACGGACGGAGUGGAGCAAGAAAAGGCAGGGGAGGAGGAUGAUCAGGUUCAGAGAAUCUCUCUGGUGCGUACCAGAUCCUUCAGCGAGAUGAAGUAUGGCCAAGGCCAAGUUCAUUACCCCCUCCCUGACUUCUCCAAGGUGGCUCCUAAGGUAAAGAUUCCUAAAACACCGAGUGGACCCACCAGAUCUAGUCCUCAGUGCCCUAAUACCAUGCACAGAGCCCAGUCUUCACCAGGGAUGUUGGAGGUGAUCAGUAGAGUCCUGGAGGAUUCAGUUCCACCAUUAGAGAAGUCCUAUGUCUUCAAAGACAAUGACAAACAGACUUCACCAGCACUGGUGAAUCACCUCCAGGUUAAAUAUGAUAAACUACUGACCAAGUAUGCAGAGGCAGAGAAUGUAAUAGACCAAAUGAGACUAGGAACCAAUACUCAGCUGUUAUCAGAACAGAUGCUUCUUUCAGAGGAUGAUGACGGUGAACAUGUCGAGUGUGACAAAAUGAGUCAUCCCAGACACUUGAGUCCCCCCACAUUCUUUCCAGAAAACUUAAGUGAAAAUAAAGACGAAACUAUUCAAACUGUUAAGGAGACGAUCAUAGUUUCCUCAAACCUGCACGAAGACUGUCCAAGUGAUGGUGAGAGAAUGACUGCGGAGCUCAGAGACAUCAUCAGCCAGUUCAUGGAGAAGGUGGAGGAAUUUAAAUUCAAUGUUAGCAACAUGGCUGUAAGCACAAUAGAGCAACAAAUGAUGUUGAGGAGCAUGAUGGAGGCACAGGACCAGCUAGAGAGGAAAUACAUCAGUAAGAAGGAAGAGCACAGAACUCUAGAGAUGCAGAACUACAUGGGUCUAUCCAGGAAUACUGGUGCUUUUGAUCCAAACAGAUUGGUGGAGGGAGACAUAUUCAGGAUAGGGAUGCACCUUGAAGACAUAAAGGAGAUGAUUGACAAAAACAUAUAUGAGCAGAUUUCUCCACCCUGUUCAUCCUCCACUCCCACACCCACUACAGUGUCACAGCAUGCAAAGCCUGGACCAGUCUGCAUGUACACACCUUCACCCUCAUCAUCCUUGCACAAGGGGGCAAGUGCAGGUCUUUCUACAGUGAGUUGUAAAAUGAAUGCACAUGAAGAAGAAAUAAACCAGGAGGACUUGGAGGUGGCCACUAAGCUCCAUGAAGAUGGUGGAUUAAACCAAAGCAGUGAGCUCAUGACUGCUGAUCCUGUAAUGAAAAAUGUUGGAAGUGACAUCUGCCUUUCAUGGGACUUACUGGGCUCACUGGAGGGACCAGACAUCCAGACAGCUGAGAACAAGGAGGGCUUUAAAAGAGAGAAGAACUCUGUUUUAUCAGAGGUGACCGAUCACACUGAGAUCCUUGCAAACCUGAGUGGAACCACUUGUAUGUUAAAACAGACACAGCAAGCAGGCAGCAGAAGUGUGUGGGAUCUGGGGGAUUGUGUAAGUCUGGCAGUAGAGAUCUCCUGUUCUUCUGAUGCUCCUAGAAACUCAGACAGCCACAGUCGAUCAGAGCCUCCUCUCGACACCUCAUACACAUCACAGGAGCAGAGGCUUGUAAGUCCAGAGACAGACAGUGGAUUUGGGAGCUCCUAUUUGAAUCAGUCCACCUCUGAAACAUUUCACCCAAAUCUUCUCACAAGAAGUGUUCGGUCUCAGAGUGAGGGUCUAAGUGGUUCAGGCAGUGAAGGUUCCUGCUCCAACCUGCAGACAGCCAUUGUUGCAGCUGUCCCAUGUGACCACCAGACAACCAGCUCCCACCCACCCAUCCAAACGCAGCACUGUGAACCAGCAGCUGCUGCAGUUGAGCUGUGGCUGAAGAACACAACUAAGGAACCUUCAGCCAUGCUGCAGGAAAGUGUCCACAACCUUCCCGCUCAGCUCCACCACCACGUAUCUGACCCUGUACUCAGCAUGGAUACUGUAGACAGACGGAGCCCACUACACUCCUGCUCCUGUAAUAGUGAAGCUAUCCUGGCACUGCAGUCAGAGGUGUCAAGGUUGAAGAAGGAGCUGGAGGAAGGCUUAGUCCAGCUGCCUCAUUUAACACAGAGGAUGGACUAUCUCACCUCAAAAUACAGACAAGAAUGUCAGGGGCGUAGGUCUAAAAGCAGAAGCCACCAGAUACCAGAAAUUAGCAGUGUAAAGAAGUCGGGUGGCAGAGGAGGGCGUCAGUUGACGUUAGAGGAUUGGAUCUCUUCAGACAUGGACCCCAGCAAGAGCAAAGGUAGAGACAGUGAUGACACAAGUUGCUCUGAGAUCCUGUUACACGAUUCAUCUGCAGGAAGCCGGAGAGGUAGAAGAACUGUUUGUUCAAUGAGUGAGCUUAGAGAUAAACUCCAGCUAACAACACAGUCCAACAGAGGGACAUUGGAUAUCAGCUCUACUGUAAAGAGAGAGAUUGAUUUGGUCUCUGAAAGUCGUGUCAAGCAAAGACCACAGGCUAGCAAAAGUUUUCACUCCAAGGAUAGGUGGUCUCUUCUCUCAGAGCUUUCUCUCCAGAAGCCCCUCCUCCAGGUCAGCUAUGGCUCCUCCAGCAGCCUGCCAGCCAGCUAUAAAGUGAAGGAGCCACAACUGCAAUCCAUGUCCCAUCCCAGAAAACGCUCCACCCAGUCAGACUCAGCUCUCUUGCCCAGCAAUGUGUAUUUCCAGCGGACGCCGUCUCCAGUCUCAGUGUCCUCCAGGACUGCCUGUAAGACAGGCAGACGCAGUGGAAAAAAGGAAGAGGACAUGAACAGGACUUUGGACCAGGCUAUUGAGGUUGCCCUCACCAUGAAGAGGACCACAGACAGCAUGGCCCAGAGACUGUCUGAAGACUUGGCCAAGGCUCAGCUGCACAGGAAACUUAACAUGCAACCACUGGGGGGCAGUAAACACCAGCCUUUGUAACACUGUUUUCACCCACUUUCCGGUCUGUAUCACACCUGAAGUUAUUUUCUAAUAACAAUUUUUAGUUGUUUUUUGUAAACAUACUUUUGUGUUGAAUUUGUUUUUCUUUA